Molecule: messenger RNA, 1649 nt
Organism: Pristis pectinata (smalltooth sawfish)
Lineage: Eukaryota; Metazoa; Chordata; Chondrichthyes; Rhinopristiformes; Pristidae
Gene: ric8a
Product: RIC8 guanine nucleotide exchange factor A
Exons: 10
Coding region: 22-1623 (533 amino acids)
Biological process (GO): G protein-coupled receptor signaling pathway
Cellular component (GO): plasma membrane; cytoplasm
Molecular function (GO): G-protein alpha-subunit binding; guanyl-nucleotide exchange factor activity
Source: RefSeq, a predicted model, not a curated record
CGGGCUCCUGCUCCCGCCGCCAUGGAGCUGAGCGCGGUGACCGAGCGGGCGGAGAGCGGCGACCAGGACCGGGCGUUACCGGCGCUGCAGCGCUUCAUCGCCGAGAAUUCACAAUGUUUCCUGUUCGACGUGGAGGGGAGAGACCAGAGGCGGCAACUGGGACAGGCGGUGCUUCGGCUCCUGGGACAGGACGUCCAGCCGGCAUGUCAGCUGGCCUGUUUGGGCGCUCUGCGCAUUCUCUCCCGGGAGAAGAGUAACCUGAGGCCAUUCACCAGCCCGGAGGCCCUGGAGACACUGGGCAGGCACGCUGGGAUAGGCGAGGAGCGAGAGGGGGAACUGCACGACUCCGAUGUGACGGUGGAGGCUCUGAAGUGCCUCUGUAAUGUGGUGUUCAACAGCCCCAAGGCCCAGGAGAUGUGUGCGGAGAGCGGCCUGGUGGUUGGUCUCUGUCGGCGCAUCAGACCCGGUGAGAAGCAGCUGACCCCCAACAUCAGGUUCUUCGACUGCCGCUUGCUCUUCCUGCUGACGGCCCUGAGGCUCGACAUCCGUAAGCAGCUGGGCCGCGAGCUGCGAGGGGUGCGUCUGCUGACUGAUGUGCUAGAGGCCACGCUGGCUGUACGCUGGGCCAACAGCCUGGAGGUGGCUGCCCGAGGGCAGCAUGAGCCCCCACUGGCCCGGGACCAGACCGACUGUGCCAUGGAAGUUCUGAAGAUCCUCUUCAACAUCACCUUCGACCUGAACAAACGGCAGGUGGAUGAGGAAGACGCUGCUCUCUACCGGCAACUGGUGGCCAUCCUACGGCACUGCCUCCUGACCACAGUGGACGGAGAGGACCGGACCGAGGAGCUGCACAGUCACACAGUGAACCUGCUGGGGAACCUGCCCCUGAUGUGUCUGGAUGUCCUGCUCACACCCCGCGUGCAGCCUGGCUCAGUCGAGUAUCUGGGAAUGAACAUGGAUGCUGUGGACGUGCUGCUGGAUUUCCUGGAGAAGAGAGUGGACCGGGGACACCGGCUGAAGGAAAUGGUGACCCCUGCUCUCAACCUGCUGACCGAGAGUGCCCGGGGUCACCGGGAGACCAGGAAGUUCCUCCGGAUGCGGGUGCUGCCCCCGCUGCGUGAUGUCCAGACACGUCCCGAGGUGGGGAACCUGCUGCGGAACAAGCUGGUGCGGCUGAUGACUCACAUCGACACCGACGUCAAGCACUGCGCCGCUGAGCUUCUGUUCGUCCUCUGCAAGGAGAACGUGACGCGAUUCGUCAAGUACACUGGGUACGGGAAUGCAGCAGGUCUGCUCGCCGUCCGAGGGCUGAUGGGAGGCUGCUCGCCCGAGGGAGCCUACUCCGAGGAUGAAGACACAGACACCGAGGAAUACAAGGAAGCCAAAGCCGACAUCAACCCAGUGACAGGGAGAGUGGAGGAGAGAACAGCCAAUCCCAUGGACACCAUGACCGAUGAGCAGAAGGAGUACGAAGCCAUGAAAUUAUUCAACAUGUUUGACAAGCUGGCCAGGCAGCAGAUAAUUCAGCCAAUGAGCUUGGCCCCGGAUGGAAAGCUGGUCCCUCUGGAGGAGGUGAUGCAUCCGUUGGUGGAAGUGUCCGAGUCAGACUCUGAUUCAGAUUGAAAUGUUGGGUGCCCAGGAAAGCAUUG